CACAUGAAUAUGCAUAUAAUAGAGGAAAUGACUUGCAUAGAGUUUUGUAAAAAAAAAAAACGAGUGAGUUGCGAGAGAAAAACACAUAAACAUGGUGAACAUAAUGACAGUACUUUGGUCAUUGGCUAGUUGGGCAGUGAAGAUGGCGGGUUUGAAGCUUUACACAGUGGAGAUAGAGCCAGGUACACUAAUGAGAUUCUGGGUCCCUUCCGAAACCAUUUCAAAGCCCAAGCCCAAGCCCAUUUCAAAACCAACCAAGCGAGUAGUGGUUCUAAUCCACGGCUUCUGCGGCGAUGGACUUUUCACAUGGCAGUUCCAAAUCAGCGCUUUGGUAAAAAACUACUCUGUUUACGUUCCAGAUUUAAUUUUCUUCGGCGGCUCCACAACCGAUAAGCCGGAUCGGUCACCGGCUUUUCAAGCCGAGUGUUUGGCAGCUGGGUUAAGGAAACUCGGGGUGGAGAAGUGUGUUCUGGUUGGAUUUAGUUACGGAGGAAUGGUGGCUUUUAAAAUGGCUGAGCUGUAUAGUGAGCUUGUUGAAGCCGUGGUUGUAAGUGGCUCAAUUUUGGCUAUAAAGGAGUCUAUGAUAAAUACGGCAGUGGAAGAAGCUGGAUUUUGUUCUUGUAAGGAAAUGUUAAUGCCAUAUACUGUUGAGGGAGUGAGGACACUUCUUUCUGUUGGUAUGCACAACAAAUUUUGGUUACCCAACUUUGCACUCAACGAUUUUCUUAAGGUAAUGUUCUUUAAUAGGAAAGAGCGAGGUGAGCUAUUAGAAGCCUUAGUCAUUAGCUACAAAGACAUUAACAUCCCGAAAUUCCCACAGCAAAUACUUCUUUUAUGGGGUGAGAAAGACAAAAUUUUCAAACAAGAAGUUGCACAGGACAUACAAGAGAUACUGGGAAAUAAUGCAACAUAUGAAGGGAUAAAAAAUGCCGGUCACUUGGUUCAUCUCGAGCGACCUUGUGUUUAUAAUAAGUGCCUUAAGCAGUUUCUUUCUUCUAUUAAGCUUGGUGAAAGAAAAUAAUCCAAUUCACAUCUAUGAAUACGUCAAGGGUGUGUUCGGUAAGUACCUAUUUGAUAAGUUAUUUUAGAGAGUUCAAUUAAGUGCUCAUUAGUGCGUUGUUGUUGUUAUUAUUAUUACUGUGAAUCCAAUUUUUUGUAUUCCUUCUCAUUAAAAAAACAAUGUUGUAUUAACUAUCAAGUUAAAUAAUGUAUUCCGAUCACUUCUUUAUUGUGUGAUA
Cicer arietinum (chickpea) is the source of this 1238-nucleotide messenger RNA. RefSeq lists its product as uncharacterized. The record is from RefSeq and is a predicted model, not a curated record. Lineage: Eukaryota; Viridiplantae; Streptophyta; Magnoliopsida; Fabales; Fabaceae.